Molecule: messenger RNA, 774 nt
Organism: Trichoderma reesei QM6a
Lineage: Eukaryota; Fungi; Ascomycota; Sordariomycetes; Hypocreales; Hypocreaceae
Exons: 3
Biological process (GO): positive regulation of protein phosphorylation; signal transduction; cell division
Cellular component (GO): nucleus; cytoplasm
Molecular function (GO): protein kinase activator activity
Source: RefSeq, a predicted model, not a curated record
AUCCCACGGCCGCUGCCGCUAUGGCUCAACACAGCAUGUGCCAAACACAUUGUCAAGGGGAACUUUAUGACGCUGAGUGCUCGGCCAAAGACGGUUGAUCCUGGAGAGUGGGUGGCACACCAGGUUGUCGAGCACUACCGCAAUCUCUGGAACUUUGUCCGGGUCAUUCACGAAAAGGAAGAGGAUGGCAGCAGCAUAUGCAACCCGAAUACAUGCCCCAAGAUGUCUGCGGGCAAGAACCACUCGUACACCUGGCUCAACAGGAAUCACGAGCCGGUGGAGCUGCCAGCGUAUGAGUACAUGACGCUGAUGCAGCGGUGGAUGUCCGGAAAGAUUGACGAUCCCGCGCUGUUCCCUACCGACCCUGACACGGUGGGCUUUGCCCUGCAUCCCGAGUACACGAGCAACGCGCUCCAGCAGCAGCAGGGCGGCGAGGACUGGCUCGGGGCCCGAAGCGGAUUCCCCAAGCAGCUCGGGAGCACCUGUCAGCUCAUCUUCCGCCAGAUCUUCCGCGUCUACGCCCACCUGUACUGGGACCACUUCGUCGAGCCCUUUUACCACCUCAACCUGGAGAAGCAGCUCAACAGCUGCUUCAGCCACUUCAUCCUGACAGCCACGACGCUGGAUAUGCUGCAGCCCGCCGAGCUGGAGCCCAUGCAGUACCUCAUCGACCUGUGGGCUGCUGACGGCACGUUCCCGCCCGAGUCGAGGCCUUAUGCAUAUGCCAACGUCGAGCGUGGCCGAUAUAUCCAGAGCCUGGGCACGUCAGCUUGA